Molecule: messenger RNA, 9082 nt
Organism: Nasonia vitripennis (jewel wasp)
Lineage: Eukaryota; Metazoa; Arthropoda; Insecta; Hymenoptera; Pteromalidae
Gene: mnb
Product: serine/threonine-protein kinase minibrain
Exons: 9
Coding region: 2073-4193 (706 amino acids)
Biological process (GO): protein autophosphorylation; peptidyl-serine phosphorylation; peptidyl-threonine phosphorylation
Cellular component (GO): nucleus
Molecular function (GO): protein serine/threonine/tyrosine kinase activity; ATP binding; transcription coactivator activity
Source: RefSeq, a predicted model, not a curated record
CCGGAGCCCGGAUCACGACUCAUCCUCGAAGAGGAGUCUGGUGCCUCUGCUCCAGGAGUCGGACUGCUCCGUUAGCGGAAUCGAGGAGCCGCAGCGUUGGAAAGCAGCGGCAGCGAGCAGCCACGUGACGAGUGCGAGUCGUCGCCGUCGCAGCAGCAGCAGCGGCGGCGGAUAGAGAGCAGAGACCCGAGCGUUGUCAAGCGCAGCACCGGCCGUGUAGUGGUGCGACGCAUACACACAGAGCCAAAGCAGCGAGAGAGAGAGAGAGAGACGACGGACGUCGCGGCGGGCCAGUGUAUACACACAAUGCGGAGCAGGAGCAGGAGUAGCAGCGCGCCCUCGGCCAGCGACAGUAGCCGCCGACGGCCGUAACCUGACUGUGUGCGUGUGUUUAUCCGUGUGCUGUGCCGAUGUAAGCGUGUGUAUAUAUAUACAGAUGUACUCGGUGCAUGUGUACCUAGGUGUAUUACUGUACAGUGAGACUGCGCCUCGAUGACGACGAGGCCGUCGUCGCGGUCGUUGUUGUUGCUCGGCGGCAGUGCUCCGCCUUCCUCCUCUGGCGCAGCGGCUCCUCGGCGUCGAGGACUCCGCAGAUGAGACUGGUCCAUCUCCGUCUUCGCGAGUGCUCCGAGUGACAGCGGUUCCGCCGUCGUUCGCGGGAAAUUCCGCGCGAGCAUUUGUUGUUGUUGUUGUUGUUGUUGCUGUUGCCGUUGCCGUUGUUCCGUGCAGUGUGCGUGUGCAUGCAUCAGCGACGACGACGUUCGACACGCAGCGGCAGCGGAAAAAGGAGAGCGUGCGCUGAAAUUUGCGCAAUUGUCGUUGUUGCGAAGGAGAGAAGAAGGAGAGAAAGGAAGGAAGAAGAAGAAGAAGAAGAAGGAAAGCCGCGGCAGCCGCGAGACGGCGUGUGUUGGUGCGACGUGUCGGAAGGGAGGGAGAGAGAGAGAGCAGUAGCGGAGCGGAGCAAAGCAGCAUAGAGAGCGCGCGCGCCUCCGCAGCAGCAGCGGAGCGACGACUAUACUCGUCGGGGAUAUACAGUGUGUCCGUGCGUGUGUACGUGUGAGAACGACGAGGCUGCUGCGCUACUCGUCGUGUCCCCCGAAGCUGCCAGCGACGUUUGUGCGUUGUUGCUGCGCCGCGCCACACACGGGGGUGUGAGGAAGAGUGAGAGAGAUAGCUACUGCUGCUGCAUUUUCGCCUUCCCGUCCCGUAGCAGCAGCAGCAGCAGCAGCAGCCGCGGGAAGUGCGGCGACGCCAGUAGUGUCUUGGUUCGGCCGUUCCGUUUCUAUACGCGCGUGCUUGCCCGCCCAGCCGAGCAUCACGGCUACAACACACGGAUAUCUCCGAUAAUUCUCCCGCUGCUUCGUCGUCGCGGGUUCGCCGCGGGUCGGCUCUUUCCAGAUCAGUGCGCGUGUGUGAGUGUCGUGCCAGAGUACAGCGGUUACGCAUACAGCUACACGUCGUCGGAGCAGGAGGAGCGGAGGACGGGAGGGAAGCACGAGCGAGAAGCGAGCCACGAGGCGUCACCGAGGAGCAGCAGCAGCAGAUAGCGUCAUGAAGCCCAGAACCUCGUGAACCAGUCCGAAUGCCGCAUCGUCUUUGCCAAUCAUCCUCCUCGAUCUGAGCCCAGCGGAGCAGUUACAUCAUAACCGGGUCCCAUCGGAGGAUCGCAAGAACGGCGAGGGAAGAGAAAAGCAGCAGCUGACGUCAGCUGCGAAGCACUAGGAGCAGCCUGCAGCACAGUCCUCGUAUGCAAGCGGCCGAGGUCAGACGAUCGCUGCACAGGCGGAGGACUCGCCGAAGUGGCGGCAGGCGUCCUCGCUGCCGCUGUCGCUGCUCCUCCAUCUCGUCCGGCUAGGAUUGGACCAAUGACAAAGCCGCACCACUGCUGCUGAACGCUUCGAGUGAUCGAGAGACAGAGCUCGCCUGCGAGGAGAAAGGAUCAGGAGCAGGAGCGAAAUCGCAGAAACGCAAGCGCGGCCAAGGCGGAGGAGAGAGAAAAGACAGGGGCACCUUGGGUCGCCCUAUGUCGUUGUGAGAGGAGACCUGGGGACUGCCUCCCUGCGCGCAGGGGCAUGGAGUACGGGGGCGGCGGGGGCGGCGGCAGUGGGGCCGGCCGCGGUGGCGGUGUCCAGCCACCGGCGACCGGUGCCAGGGGCAUCGUCGCCGGCACCGACACUACCGACGCCGCGUGGCACAAGCACGAGCAAAUGAUGAUCAUGGAGUCGAGGCACAAGCAGCAACUGAGCGGGAGGACGGUGACGGGAGGCGCGCCCCUGUACGGCCGACUGGUGGCCGAGGAGCCGCUGCCCGGCGCGGUCUGCGGGGCCGGCGGCACGGGCGGCGGCUCCGGGGUCAUGCCGCAGGAGACGCCGGCCGACAUCCACGCGAUGCAGGCCAGGAUACCCCACAGGUUUCGGGACCCGGCCACCGCGCCGCUCAGGAAGCUCAGCGUCGACCUUAUCAAGACCUACAAGCACAUCAACGAGGUAUACUAUGCCAAAAAGAAGAGAAGGGCGCAACAGAUGCAGGGCGAAGACGGCUCGCACAAGAAGGAGAGAAAGCUCUACAACGACGGUUGGGACGACGACAACCACGACUACAUUAUCAAGAAUGGGGAGAAGUUCCUCGAUCGGUACGAGAUCGAUUCGUUAAUUGGUAAAGGCAGUUUUGGCCAAGUGGUGAAGGCAUUCGAUCACGAAGAACAAACUCAGGUGGCAAUAAAAAUCAUCAAGAACAAAAAACCCUUCCUAAAUCAAGCGCAAAUUGAAGUUAGGUUACUGGAGAUGAUGAAUAGAGCGGAUACCGAUAACAAGUAUUAUAUAGUUAAACUCAAGAGGCAUUUUAUGUGGCGGAACCAUCUGUGUUUGGUAUUUGAGCUACUGUCGUACAACCUCUACGAUUUACUUAGAAAUACGAAUUUCCGAGGGGUGUCGUUGAACCUGACGAGAAAAUUCGCACAGCAACUGUGCACUGCCCUCCUGUUCCUGUCCACGCCGGAAUUGAACAUCAUUCACUGUGAUCUGAAGCCUGAAAACAUCCUCCUGUGCAAUCCCAAGCGAAGCGCAAUAAAAAUUGUCGAUUUUGGCAGUUCGUGUCAACUUGGACAGAGGAUAUACCAGUACAUACAGUCUAGGUUUUACCGAUCACCCGAAGUGUUACUAGGCAUACCUUACGACCUCGCGAUAGACAUGUGGAGUCUGGGUUGUAUUUUAGUAGAAAUGCAUACAGGAGAACCCUUGUUCAGUGGAGCCAACGAGGUUGACCAAAUGAACAAAAUUGUCGAAGUGCUGGGCAUGCCGCCAAAGCACAUACUGGACCAAGCGCACAAGGCGCGGAAGUACUUUGAUAAAGUCCCCACGGACGGCUCGUACGUACUGAAAAAAUCCAAGGAAGGCAAGAAAUACAAAUUGCCGGGCACCAGGCGGUUGCACGACAUCCUGGGCGUCGAGACGGGCGGCCCCGGUGGCAGGAGGCACGGCGAACCCGGCCACUCGAUCUCCGACUACCUCAAGUUCAAGGACCUGAUACUGAGGAUGCUGGACUUCGAUCCCAAAACGCGGGUCACGCCUUACUACGCGCUGCAGCACAACUUCUUCAAGAGGACGGCCGACGAGGGGACCAACACGAAUAUCGCCGCUGCCAAUAGUGCCAACACCAGUCCGGCGGUCGUGUCGAUGAGCCAGGACCACGGACUGGUUAGCAUGUCUGGACAGGGCAGUAGCAGCGGCGGAGGCGGUAGCGGUAGCAGCGGCAGCACCGGCAGCGGCGCGCAGCACCAGCCGAUGGAGUGCGAGUCGUCACCGCGACACACGCUGGGCCUAGGAGGCAGACGGCCAACGGGCAGCUCGAACGCGCCGACGAGCUCGGCGCCGGCCUCCAUUGACGCCGGCAGUGGCAACGGCGGCGGCAGCUCCCUCAUACAAAGCUCUCUCGGCUCGUACAACAGCCUGAUUCUUCCUAGCAUUCCCCACCUGCCCGCGGCGAUGAUGGGCUCGCCGAUGAGCGGUAUCCACCACCAGCAGCCGAGUUUCUACAACUACGCGAGCUACGGUGCCGGUACUGAGGGCCACCGCCAGGUGGUAGUGCCCUCGCAGGUAGUCGUCGCCGGGGCCAAGCAACGCGCUGAUGCCGAUCGCGAGGACAGCCCGAUGGUGGGUGUCUGCGUGCAGCAGAGCCCUGUCGCAAUCCACUGAUCCGAGGCAGGGCACGCAGCCUCAGUCGCCGCCUCCUCCCCCACCCCGUCCCCGUCGUCGCCGUCUCCGUCCUCGUUCUCGUCGCGAUGAUCGACACGACGGUGAAGCCGGCCACCACCGGCUGUGCUGCUGCUGGAGGCUCUUCUCUUCUGGACUGACGACGGACUCGUCUGCAGCUCUUUACGGAUUUCGGCCGCCGCCUCGUUCGCGGAGAUCCGACUCGAGGAUUCAGCUUGUUUCCAAUGUUCGGCGCUGACGAUCGAAUGCUGGGAGAACCAUUGAAAAAUGAAGGAAAGAAAAAACAUAUAAACACUCUGGUGGAGCGCAUGUGCUAUCUGUUGACGAAUUUUCUCUGGAUCUGUAACGAAACGAAAUACCUGAUCGAAUGCGUUAUGAGUAUUGAUUUCUCGCUUUUUGUAAAACGAAUGUCAUGAACUGUAUGCUUUUCCAGUAAAUUACAGAUUCAUCAAAAUUAUACAUACGAAAUUGUAGUGAAUUGUUACAACGCGAAACUAUAAGUACCAGUCUCAUGAACUAUCCAUUCUACUUAAAAUCGUAUUCUCAAAUCCAACUGUCAGUUAUGCUGAACAUACUUCCAAACAACACGGAGACCCUUCCCGAACUGGCGACUAAUCGUUCGAGCGAACGUGCAAUGCAAUGCGUUUAAAUGGUACCGAUAAAUUAGACAGUCCUCUGGGUCAGCCUCCAGGAGAAACCUCUCGAUCUUCGCUUUCUUACCUCCUGACACGUAGUAGCAUCGACCUCAUCGAGAGCCGAUCAUUUAUCGAAAGAGAUAAACAAAAAAUGCUGGCGCAUGUCUCGGUCAAUAGCAUUGUGUGCGUAAUACGUGUGCGCGCAUCCGACGAAGAAGCAAAAGGCUGACAAUCACGACAACGAAGGAUCGCAACCGAAAAAAUCGAAAAUAAAGAUUAAAAAUCAAGACGAAGCCAAAGGGUGUUAACCCCUCUUCCUCGCGUCACUUGACUUCGGUCACGCGCCAACUUCCAUACUUACUCGACGGGACGAUCAGCAAAUCAACAAGUCGACCGGCAUCCGCGAACCAAGUCGGAGGAGUCAAAUCGAAGAAGAACGAGCUGUACACGGAAGGUUACUCGUUUAUUAUCUAAUGCUAAAGUAUGUGUGUGUAUAUAUCAAAUCUAUAUAUCUAUAUAUGACCAUAUAUAUAGAUAUAGGCAGUAUCGUGCCGAUCGGCGCAGUAUACGAAUAUAUAAAUUUAACAAAAAAAAAAGAAAAAACAAAUAACGCGAAGAUAACCAGGAGGUGAAGAAAGCUGCAGAGAGAGGAAGAGCGCCGCGAGUUACCUCGAGAGCAUGGAUGCACGGGGAAUUACGGCCUAGUGUGCGGAUGAAACCCAGCUUGGCCUCUUUGGGUCCUGCCCGACAGACACUUAAUUAAAAUUAAAUUUAAAAAAUAUCCAAGGACAAAGCAAAUUUAGUCGAUAACGCGACAAUGGAUAACUUUUACCAUAUGAACUGAGUGGCCUAGAGAGGAAAAAAGUGAUAAUUACCUAUUACUAUUGCAUUAAAUGAAGGAAAAAAUACAGAUAAACAAUGUAAUCAUGUACUCCGAUAGAGUUUUAUACACGAUGUGACGAAUGUAAAAGGUACAUAGUGCGUAUUCGCAGUAAAAAGAAAAAGAGAAUGAUUGUUCUUUGUACAAUACGUUUAGGUGAAUGCAAAUGAGAAUGCAGCUUUAGGGUCUUAACUUGUAAGUUCAGAAAAAGUGAAUGAAAGCGCGAAUGAGUGAACGUACCAGCGAUAACAUGUAAGUGUGUGCGUGCGUAGAAAGAGAGAACGGGAGGGGAGAAAUAUGAAUUUGACUUUUAUUUACUUCGGAUCGGACGAGGCGUUGUAUGUGUGCAUAAAACACGCUGAGCGGCGCAAAUUCCAGUUUGUUGCUUACAGGGACUUGAAACAAACUUGAGAGUCUUUGCGCGACUUAACAAUACAUAUUUAUACAUAAAGUAUUGAUAAGAAAGUUGAAGUGUAAACGCUAAGAAUCAUCAUGAAUAAUCAUAUGAGAAAAACUAGGUACUUUGAAAUAAAACAAUACACGCGUAUCACAAGUACAUGCGGUCCCAACAUCGUUAUUGAUUUUUGCCGUUUUUAUUUUCUCCUUUUUUAUUAUUAUUAUUGUAAACCACAAUUUUGCUCAGCCUAGUGAACUUGGCUUAACGAGUUCGAGGGAAUGCGAAAUGAAAGUGAGCUCUGCGAGUUUUUUAGAUACUGCUUUUUUCAAUGAAGUAAACAAAACACGUACUGAAAUAUAGAGAAACACUGAAACUAGCUAAGAUAUUCAAUACGUAGACUGAACAAGUGUUUGUUAAGGUAUUAACGCAAGCAAUUUUCGUGCGCAGGAUUUUCAUGAGACAUCGCUGGUCCGUCGAUUUCUCGCACACAUUUACUGUGCCGCAAACCCUUUAAAACUAUGAUUCCUUUUUUAAUACCUAAACGAUAAAGACUGUUAAAGUAUUUACUACAUAGUGAGCGUGUGUCAUAAAUCAGCGGAUAAGUAACUUGAAAAUACUGCUAUCGAAAGCAUAUACAUUUUAAUAGUUAAUAUUCCUUUAAUUACACCAAUAUAACGUUCGAGAAUAUACUUUCUUCUUUUUAAUGGCAUUAUUUACACAAUUUGUAUUGAAAACGAUGAAUUUUAAUCAGAAAUUUUAAAAAACGUCGUAACGUAACACAGUGAAUUCUUGGCGUAAAACAAAUGCUGGGAGUCUUUUCUCGUAUUCUCAUAUCGUGUUCGCGUAUCGGUUUGGCUGUCGAGGCAUUCGAAGCGACUGUAAGCGCGAAACCAAUGCAUUUCAUCCAGCUUGUUAAAGGGCUUGGGAUAAAAAAAGAAUUUCAUCGAUCAUUUAGCUCGUAAACGACGAAUUCCUUUGGAGUACGUACAGAUUUUUCAAGUUAUUUAUAUAUUUUUAUAUCGCAGUGUCGACGACGUGUAAAUGUAUAUUUCUAUGCCCCUCCUCCAUAUGACGUCAGGUAUGCGACCGUUGAAAGCCUUUCUAGGAUCAGUGAAUUUUGUUGGAUAUCUGCGUCGUGUGCUAAUAUGUACUUUUUACCUCGCGUUGAGAUUGGUUAUUGAACUCAACGGUGACUUUUGAAAGUUGUUGUAAUAAGUAAAUGUCGAAUCUGCUGCAGCCAAACGGAUAGUAGUUGAGCAUACAAAACGAGUGAAUACAAAAACGGAUGCACGUUUAAGACGCAUAAAAAAUAAUGACAAAGUAUCACAAGUUCUCUUGACAAGUGCGAGCGAUGCUCAGAGACCUCAGAGUUUUCUGUGAUAAAUUCUGACAUUCUCAACGAGAAAUAAAAAAAGAGAAUAAGAGUAAAAUAGGAAAUAAUCUCUAAUAGAACGGCAAAAAUCAGUACGCUUUUUCAAAGAAGCAAGAAAACGAUAAAAACAAUAGAUAAUGUAUGAUUUCAGAUGACCCUCUUCCAAGUCUCUCUCUGUUUGAUUCUGUACGCGAAAGUUAUCACGCUCGAAUAAGCUAACAAUGGCCCAUUCGCCAGGAUUAGUUUUAUUUUAAACCGAAAUCUUUUGAAAUUGAAUCGUUUGACGUACGAAAAAUCUUCUUUUCUAAAAAGAAAUAAAAGCAACGUAAUUAUUGACAAAUUGCGGUGGCGACUUUCGAGUACAGAGUUACCUUUGACGAUGCAUCGAGGCAUUUUGUUCUUUAUUUCAUUUUUUUUCACAUGACGAUCGUUAAUGUUCGAAAUUAUUUGUUAUCAUUAAUAACAGAGUUCUGUAAUUGAUUUAAGACUAUGAAUUUUAGAAAAUUAAUCAAGAGGACCUAGGUGACAUUCAAUUUAAAUAUUGAUUUGUAAUGCGUUAAAGUUAAAAGUUAACAAUAAAUUAAUAAAAAUUGUAACUUUUUCAUGAUUCGUAAUUUAAAUUUAUCCACGUUCAUCAAGUUAUGAGUACUGCUUUCUAAUAAUCAUUACAAAUAAGCAUUUUACUCACAUUAAAAAUCAAUAUUUUUCCUAGCCUUUCACCAUGGGCCUCUUUAAAAUAACAUUUAGGGACAAUUUCUUUUGUGGCAGAGUAAUAAUAUCGACUGCGAAUUUAAAAAAUAUGUAGUGCGGAUUUUGGGAAUUAAAAAAAACUAUUCAAACAUUGUUAGUUCGUAAUUGUAAAAACUAUUAAAAGAAUUGCGUUUUUUUCUAUUUUCAACGUGCACGUCGUUCCUGGACGAUCCUUUCGCCACUCAACAACAGUUGACCCUUAAUACUGAUAUUUAAGCCAAUUAGCAAAUGACAGAAUUGUACACAUUACAUAGCAUAAGAAUCAGCGAUACAUGCUUUAAGAGAUUACAUAUUGCAAAUUUGUAUUUAUACGCAAAAUUUUUUUAACUUUUCAAUACGGAAUACUUUGACAAACGAAUUUUUUAGCGCAAGCCUUGGGUUAGAAUCGACACAGAUAUUCAUGUAUCAUAACUUGUAAUGUAUGUAGUAUUUGCUACUUUUUUUAAAAAGGUCCGUUAAAAUUUGCCGUUAGCUAAUCGAAUUCUUUCAAAGUUUCCGUCGAGCAAUUUGUUGGUCUGAUGAAAUAUUACGCCUAAAUGAAUUGUAAGUCUUUAGAGCAUGUAUGGACUGAAAUAACAUAAGUUUCCUAAAGUCAUGUGUAAAAACAUUGUGUUCAGAAGAAAUAUACUAUAAUACGACUGAUAAAUGCCUGCAAAGUGGCGAGCAAGCGUCCAUCGAGGAACAUUAUUAUAUUCGAGCGAAAAUAUACGUCUCGAUCGUCAAUUGGACGCCACCAAUCGGAGCAUAUGAGGAAUGAAUGAGAAUAAGAAAAAAAUAAAGCGCUAACAUUUAAGAAACAAAAACCAACCGACUUAUAAAAGAAUACAAUGAGAAAAA